GGCGAGGAGCCGGAUGUUUACGGUUCGGACGGGAAAUGAUGGUACCAUGCGAUCGCUUGCGUUUUCUACAUGGAUUUAGAAAUGUCACGGAGGCGCCUGUAUUAUUUUCACUGGUAUUUGGAUAUACCGUGCUGCAUGCGUUUGAUCCUGUAGCCUGAGCUGAUUAUUGCAGAGUGCUGCCUGGUCCUGCUUCUGGCCUUUCCCCGGUCCCGGGCCAGUCCUUCCGUAUGCUAACCCUACUGGGCAUGUUUUACUAUAUCUGUCUGCGGCGCCGGUCCAGAAGCGGAACCCGGGGCGAGGUUCUCACCAGCCGGCGGGCCGUGGAAUGCAACCAGCGCACGCUGCCCCUGAGCGUGGAGGUGAAGCAGUAUGCUAAGGAGGUGCUGGACUUCAGCUCCCACUAUGGCAGUGAGAACAGCAUGUCCUACACUAUGUGGAACCUGGCUGGCCUGCCCAACGUCUACCCCAGCUCCGGGGACUUCACCCAGACCGCCGUGUUCCGCAUGUACGGCCCCUGGUGGGAACAGUGCUCCAGCAUGCCGCAGCCAUUUCCCAGGAUGCCCCUGUCCUUCCACAGCCAGGAUUACAUCGAGCUGGGCUUCGAGGAGCCUGUCUACCCCACUGCCCUGGAAGUACUGGAAACCUACCACCCAGGGGGCAUUGUCCAGAUCCUGGCCUGCUCUCUCAACCCCUUUUCCCAGAAUCCACCUUCUGAUGUCAGGUGGGAGGUGCUGUGGGCGGGGAAGCCCACCAAGAGCCUGAACCCACAGGCCCGGCAGUUUUCUCCCAGCAUCAAGCAGAUAAGCUUCGCCACCAAUCUGAUUCGGCUAGAGGUGAACAGCUCCAUGCUGGACUACUACACAGAGCUAGAUGCUGUCAUCCUGCGCGGGGUCAAGGAGCGCCCCGUCCUGGCGCUAUACAAGACCCCUAUGCUGGACAUGAGCGAUCUGAGUGACGGCGAGGACGAGGACAGGGAACUGGAGGCGUGCUAUGGUAGACAGGCCGAAGACGCCAAGCGGGGCACGGGGAAUGGCUACUUUGAUAAGCUUCCCUAUGAGCUGAUCCAGCUCAUCGUGAGUCACCUGACCCUGCCAGACCUGUGCCGAUUGGCCCAGACCUGCAAGCUGCUGAGGCAGCACUGCUGUGACCCGCUGCAGUACGUCCAGCUCAGCCUGCAGCCCUACUGGGCCUGGCUGAGCGACGCCUCCCUGGGCUACCUGCAGAGGUGCUGCACCAUGGUCCAGAGGAUCAACCUGUCCUGGACGGGGAACCGCGGGGCCCUCACCGUCACCGGCUUCUGCAGCUUCAUUAAGGCAUGUGGGCAGGGCUUGGUCUGCCUGGAACUGUCCUGCUGCCACUUCCUGACCGAGGCCUGCCUGGAGGUGAUCUCCCAGACCUGCACGGGCCUGCAGGAGCUCAAUCUCUCUUCCUGUGACCGGCUGCAGCCCCAAUCCUUCGGGCACAUAGCCAAACUGACGCAGUUGCGGCGGCUGGUGCUGUACCGCACCAAGGUGGAGCAAACGGCCAUAUUGAACAUCCUCACCUUCUGCACUGAGCUGAAACACCUUAACCUGGGGAGUUGUGUAAUGAUCGAGGACUACGACGCGGUGGCCAGCCUGCUGAGCACGCGCUGCCGCUCGCUGCUCUCGCUGGACCUGUGGCGCUGUAAGAACCUGACUGAGCGCGGCCUGGCGGACCUGGCGUCCGGCUGCCGGCUGCUGGAGGAGCUCGACCUGGGCUGGUGCUCCACUCUGCAGAGCAGCUCCGGCUGCUUCCAGAACCUGGCCCGGCAGCUGCCCCGUCUGCGCAAGCUCUUCCUCACCGCCAAUCGAACCAUCUGUGACUCGGACAUCGAGGAGCUGGCUGCUGGCUGCUCUGCCCUCCAGCACCUCGACAUCCUGGGGACCCGGAUGGUGAGUCCGGCUUCCCUGUGGAAGCUGCUCCGCUCCUGCUCCGGCCUGCUGCUUCUCGACGUGUCCUUCUGCUCGCAGAUAGACGCGCGUGUCGUCCAGGAGCUGAGCGCCCAUUUCCCCGCCGUGGCCAUCAAGAAGAGCUUCACCCAAUGACUGGGGAGCGCGGCCGCCCCGGCCAUGACGAGAUCUGCGGCGGCUGCUCUGACCCGUCCGGUCGUGGUCUCCAGGUUCUUUGGGGCAUCACUAAUUCUUCUAAGAUAGUCCUCCAUCUCCUUUUCAGUGUUGGCAAGGAUGCUGAUCUCAGGGCUUGAUUUCCCACUGCGUUUUUUUUUUUUUUUUUUUUUUAAAUCCAGAGUAGCUGGUCCCUCAAUCUCUCCACCCACCUCUGCUGGGAUGAUUACCCUCGUUAAAUUGUCUUUCUAUGCAGAAUGAAGUUGCAGAGGUCAGGCAGAUGGAUGCAUCCACUCUACAUCAGCACUGAUGCCCUUAGGUGAACACAUGUGUUGUGUUGCUCUCCUCACUGAAAGACACGACCAUGUCCGGUGUUGCUCCUGUCUGCCUAGGAUGGAGUUCAGGUGCUACAGAAGAUGCCUGAUUAUUUUUGUUCGUCCUUAUCUCUGUUUAUGAGACAUUGUUGUGCCUUAGGUGGAGGAGGGUGGAGAUUAUAUACUGCCACUCCCCAGGCCGCAGGAGCCACGAGCAUGAUGGGAAAACCAUCAGCUGAUCUGCAGAGACUCAGACGUCCCGAGUUAAAAACGUCUCAGUCGCCACCCUGUCCGGGCAGCGCACAGUCACCGCCUGAGCCGCAUUGCAAAGCAGCCCAUCGACACGCUCUGCCCGCCAGACAUGCGGCGUGUUACUCACACUUGAUACGUCACUGCGGGCAUCAGACAGACGAGGCGCAUUAUGCGAAGCAUUCUGAUGAACGUCUUGGAUGACCAGCCACACUACAGCAUGACAACGCAGAGCACGGUGCCCACACUACUGCAUAUGUUUAGAAAAUUCUCGGAUGAUUUUCCUGUAACAAUGUUGUGUGUUGCUUGUUAAUUUUAUUGAAGGGGAGCUGUGCUGUUUUGGUGUCAAUGUCAUGAAACAAAUAAGCAGGUGCAUAUACACGCGAAAGCACAAAUAUUCUGAUGUAUGUGCGGAUUACGGGGGAAUGAGUGAUGAGCUGCAUGCAUUUCCUGUGUGUGCAGCGCCUCCCAGUCUCGGACAUUAAGAGCAUUUACACGCACACACCCACACUGUUGGACGAAGCACAUUAACCGAUUAGCGUCCUGUAUGCCUGUAAUUCCGCUUGAUCUCCCAGUGGUUUUGAGUCUCUCAGCACUGAGAUCUGACCCCUAAGCCUAACCCUAAGCCUAACCUCUGCAGAACCCAGCACUAAUCUGUGCCUCUGCUUUUUUUUUCUUGUACACCUGGAUUUAAUAAAGUGAAAAUUGUGAAUUAAUCUGA
Molecule: messenger RNA, 3368 nt
Organism: Paramormyrops kingsleyae
Lineage: Eukaryota; Metazoa; Chordata; Actinopteri; Osteoglossiformes; Mormyridae
Gene: fbxl4
Product: F-box and leucine-rich repeat protein 4
Biological process (GO): SCF-dependent proteasomal ubiquitin-dependent protein catabolic process
Cellular component (GO): SCF ubiquitin ligase complex
Molecular function (GO): protein binding
Source: RefSeq, a predicted model, not a curated record